AUGUCAUAUCGCCGCAAUAUCGAUUUGCAUAUGCCUUUUCAAACUGACGAUCUAAUAGAAUCGUCUUAUAGCUAUACCGAUAGAAAAUACGAUUCUUCCAAAAGUCACGAAAGCUCAAAAUUUGAGUUAAUGAAACAAGACUUAUCAAAAGCAACUGAAGCAAUAUCAUCACUUCGAAAAGAAAGAGACGCACUCAGAGAAGCCUUAAAAACCAGUUUUUCAGAAAAAGACUACAUAGAAAAACAUCUGCGUGAAAGAUUGCAAAGCUUUGAAGCAGAAAUUAUUAAUGGGCGAAAAGCAAUUAGACUAACUGAAGAAUUAAAAGUCAAAAGUGAGGCUUUACAAGAAGAACUUAAAAAAUUGAAAAAAAUGAAUCAUGAGAAAAGCAAGAUACUAAAUGAACAGGAAAGCAGGAUCAGAGAGCUGACAGAAGCUUUAAAAAUGCAGGUAAAUGGAUGGGAGCAGUUGCAAGCUGCUAAUCAAGCAUUGAGAAAAGAAUUAGUGAGCAGUAAUUAUGUAAAAGAAGCUGAAAGGAAAUUUGAAGAUGAAUCAUUAGGGGUGUUAGGUAAAAUUAUGCAGUACGUAAAUUAUAUAAUUGAAAAAGUGCAUCAUUCUCCAAGUGUGUACACUAUGUUUAAAUCAAGAGUAACUUGUUCUAAAAAAUUACGAGAGGCAAUAGAAAAACAAGAAUUCCCUGAUGUGCUGCUAAAAAUGAUGAAAUUUAUUGUGGAUUUGAUAAAUUAUUAUGGGAUAAGAAAAAAUUCCCCUUUAAGGAAUUUUCAUCAUGCAAAGAUUUCUAAGAUAGAAAGAUCGAAAGAAGAAGCCACGAAUACUCUUUAUGACUGUGAUUCUUAUUAUAUAAAUUCUCCUCGAGCAAGAGCUGCAUCUUUAGAUCAGAAUAAACAAAUAUCAGAUAAAUUUAUUCAGACCCAAACUGACAGAACUUUUAAUACCUUAAUAAGCAGCCACUACCCUUCUUUAGCUGAAAAAUAUGAACCUUCUUUUAAAGAUGAAGAUGAAUAUUCAAAACUUAUUGGGGAAAGCCAACAAUUAUUAUCAGUUUUAGACAAACAAAACUCAAGGCUUGCUUUAUUGAACCAGCAAAUUUCGACUGCAGUGACUCAUAGUCCGAAAGAAACUAUUGAGACUGAAGAUUUCUCAUAUGAUCCUCCUUUGUCAAGCAGAGGAAAAUGGGAUAAAAAUAAGCCUGCAAUAAAAGAGGAUAGACUGAAGAGAAGAAAAAAUAAUGAGUAAUGAUAUAGCGUCUGUGUACCGCUAUAGAUUGCCUUUGAGGGGGCUCUCCGCAGCAACUUGGAGCUCUGACAAGCCCCUCCUUUUGCAAGGAUUUGUCAACUUGGAGCUGACUCGUCACCUUUAGGUGGCUCGUCAGAACUCCAAGCUGCUGAGAGAACCCUCGCAAAGGCAAUCUAUAGCGGUACAAACGCCAUAAUACAGCAAAAGUUUAAGCCGCAGCAAAUCUCCAGAAUCACAACGUCUGCCAAGUAGAUUUGAAGAAUAUGUGAUACCUAAUUUAAAGAAAACUGAGCGAUGGGAUGGGGUCGCUGAUUUCUUUUCUUCUUAUUCUGACCCGAAAAGUCCUCGAAAUCUUACAAGUCCAGGGUCACCUAACUCCCCCCCCCCUCCGUGAGUGAACAAAAAAAAUUUUUGUUCACUCACGGAGGGGGGUUAAUUUUUUUUUUUUAAAAAAUUUUUAUAUAUAAAUUUUAUAAAACAUUUUUUUUUUUCGAAAUUUUAAAAAAUCCUAAAUUCGCAAAAAUUGAAAGCAAAUAUUAAUUUAAUUUAUAAAAUUUAUGUUUUAAAACGCAAUUUGUUUAAAAUUAAACAGAAUUAGCUCUAGAUUUCAUUAUGCUAAUUAUCACUUAUAUAUCAAAAUUUUUUCCCAUAAAAAAUUUUUCUAUUAUAAACAUUUUUGUUCACUCACGGAGGGUGGGUUUUUGGGCAAAAAAUGCCGAUUUUUCUAAUGGUUUUGUUCACUCACGGAGGGGGGGGGAGUAAAUAA
This is a messenger RNA of Blepharisma stoltei, 2020 nucleotides long. NCBI's taxonomy places the organism in Eukaryota, Ciliophora, Heterotrichea, Heterotrichida, Blepharismidae. The record is from the annotation of a GenBank genome assembly.